AAUAACGCAUAGAGUGAAAUGAAUUAUUGCACAGUAAUAUGUACUGUAGCAUUGGUGGCAGUUGUACAAGGUCAAAUGAACCCUAGUGAGAGUUAUACGCAUUCUGCAACUUUGAGAUCUGGAAACAUUUUAUUAUGCUGGAAAUUUGAUGACACCUAUAUUACGUUUGAAGUUAUUGGAAAAACAACGGGUUGGCUUGGAAUAGGGUUUUCACCAAACGGAGCCAUGACAUCCUCCGACAUUUUCGUGGGAUGGGUGAAAAAUGGAAUCCCUACAGUAACGGAUAGACACGGAGCUUCAUCAAACACUUACCCACCUCUUGAUCCUGAACAAAAUAUCGAAGUACUCGGAGGUUUCGAAUCAAAUGGAUGGACAAUGUUUAAAUUUUCACGCCAGAUCGCUGCUUGCGAGAGCGGUUACGAUAGAGAAAUUAAGGUAAAAAUGUUAAUUUAUAUUGUUUCAUUAUUUGUAUUACAUGUUCUGUGUGUACAGAGCAUGUUUUUUCUGCAGUCUUCCGGCACUAUAACUGAACUUCCAAUUGGACCAGAGUACAAAACGUUUGAUGUACUAGCAACAGAAUUUCCUAUUCCAACAGAAGAUACAUACUACAAUUGCAAACUGUAUAAGCUUCCCGAUUUUGAUGGGAAACAACAUAUUGUUAAGUGGGAACCAAUUAUUCAAACUGGAAAUGAACUUUUUGUACAUCACAUGGUUAUGUAUGGAUGUGGUGACAUUCUAGAGAAUGAAGAAGAACUGGAACAAAACGCACGUUGCUACACAUCGAACAUGGCUUACUUCGACAGUUGCUCGACUAUCAUUCUUGAAUGGGCAAUUGGGGCAUCGGAAAUGAUAUAUCCGGAAGAAGCUGGCUUUUCUGUAGGUGGACCCGGGGAUCCAGUAUACAUUCAAUUGGAAACACAUUACGAUAACCCAAAUUUGAUUUCUGGAGCACGCGACAGUUCAGGAAUUCGAUUUACUUACACGCCAACACUAAGGGAAAAUGACAUUGGCAUUAUGUUAGUUGGAUGUGAAGCCUACGGCCAUGAGCUUAUAAUUCCUCCGGGAGCAGAAAGUUUCACCAGCAUAGGACAUUGUACUGACGCGUGUUUAGAACAAGGAUUGACAGCUUCUGAUGUCGACAAUGUUACGGCUUUUAGCGUUAUACUGCAUUCCCAUCUAGCGGGAAGAAAAUUAAGAUUAAGACAUAUCAGAAAUGGAGUUGAACUUCCGUAUUUAGCCAAUGAUGAAAAUUACGAUUUCAAUUACCAAGAAUCCAGAUAUCUCAAUCCGGGAGUUAUCAUCAAAAAUACAGAUUAUCUUCAAAUGGAAUGUGAUUAUAGCACGAAAGAUCGAACAGUGAUGACAGAGGGGGGACUGGGAACUCUUCAAGAAAUGUGCGAAUCUUUUGUUUUGUACUAUCCUAGAAUAAAUUUGGUAUUCUGCACCUCUACUGUGCCUCAAAAUACGUCAUGGUCAUAUUUAGGAAUUGAUUCAACAAUGGUACAAAAAAUUGACAACACUUCGGGAUUUCACCUCUCGGAUUACAAAAUGACUGAACCUGCUGAUAUAAAUGGAAAGACCGUUUUGGAAUACAUGAGUGAGCUCAACUGGACACAGCAACGCAUUGAAGAAUUUGAAGAUUUUUACAAUUAUGCAGAACAUCAACUAUGGUGCCAAACAGGAAACGCCAGUCAAACAACGAUAUCAACAUACCUUUCAGUUAAUAUAACAACUCAGUACACACCUCCAGUGAAAGAAUGUCAGGUUACAAGCACAACAAUUGGACCAGUAAUUACGACCAGCCAUGGUUAUGCCAUAAAAUCGCCUCAGCUUUUUCAUAUACUUGUAUUAUUUUUCUGUUUAUUCUACUAUUAUUAGCGUUUGAUCGUUGACGGUGUUCA
Styela clava is the source of this 1901-nucleotide messenger RNA. The record is from RefSeq and is a predicted model, not a curated record. NCBI's taxonomy places the organism in Eukaryota, Metazoa, Chordata, Ascidiacea, Stolidobranchia, Styelidae.